UUUCAGAGUGUGGAUCUUUCAGGACAGGAUGGCGUUUGUCAAGAAAAGUCAUUUCCUCCUGGCACUCAGUGAGUAUAGUAGAGUUUAAUAUGAAUAUGUUUAACCCCUUAGGACACAUGGCAUGUGUGAAAUGUCAUGAUUCCCUUUUGUUCCAGAAGUUUGGUCCUUAAGGGGUUAAAGACGUUACAUUGUAAAUUAGAGGCUCUAAUGUUCAUAUGAUUUUUUUUCUGCAGUUUUGGCUCUGACACUUGGCCGAGGAUAUUCAGAAUCAGGUAAACUGUAACACAAAUCCAAUGUUUGUUAUGAAACCUCUGGGGAGAGAUGGCUGAUUUACAAUAACCUUAAUGUUCCGUUGCUACAGGCAUAUUUGGGAGGUCUUUUAUCACGAUAGUCUGUAUUUUUGGGUUUAUUUAAGUUUCUCAGUGCACAGUAUCGGGAGUAUACCACGAUAUUCUAGAUCUUUUUCUCGUCUCUCCAUAAUGACUGGGUAGUUAAUGUGUGUCAGUCCAUAUCGUAGUAUACUGCUCAGUUGGAGCCACUACCUCUAUAUCCACUUUUAUGGGAAGAGACACUUAUCCAGACAAUACCAUGUGACAUGGGAAUACGUAAAUAAUGUCUGCAUUAACAUCAGGAUUUGUAAACACGUUUCACUUCUUGGCUUUAUCCAUGGCCUUUAGUCAUAUAUGCUGAGCUUCCUAUAAAUGGAGAUAGUGGACCACAUGCUGGGAGGCUAAGCCAGAAGACUUGUUGAAAAAACUGUAUUAAUUCAUGCAUACAUAUUGCAAAAUAAUAUGACAAUGGCUAAAAUGCAUUUAAUCUUUUAUUGUAAACAAGAAAAAUGUAUGACUUUAAACAAUUCAACUUUUAUUGUUCUAAUUUAUUCAUAGAAUCUCUACUCUAUCCAUAUGGACCGUCGGAGGGUGACCACAAGAAUCCGGUGCAAGACGACGGGACGUCUGGUGAAGUUUCCAUCUCAGUUGGUUUUAAAUUCUUCAGUAAAGAAUACACAACUUUGUUUGUAAGCAUCAUUCUCUUUAAAUGCUGAUAGAAACAUUUAAAUAUAUAAAGGGAAUCAACUCAGUAAAGGAGGAGACUAUAUUUAAAAGAAGAAAAACUACCACAACAAGAGGACAUAGUCUUAAAUUAGAGGGGCAAAGGUUUAAAAAUAUCAGGAAGUAUUACUUUGCUGAGACGGUAGUGGAUGCCUGGAAUAGCCUUCCAGCUGAAGUGGUAGAGGUUAACACAGUAAAGGAGUUUAAGCAUGCGUGGGAUAGGCAUAAGGCUAUCCUAGCUAUAAGAUAAGGCCAGGGACUAAUGAAAGUAUUUUGAAAAUUGGGCAGACUAGAUGGGCCGAAUGGUUCUUAUCUGCCGUCACAUUCUAUGUUUCUAUGUUUCUAAAUAGUUCCUUUUUUCUUUAGAUGAGAGCACUGUAAACUAAGCCAUGUUUCAUAAACUAAAAAGAAUACAUAUAUUAAUAGAUUUAUUGAUCUCCAGGUAAAUAAUAACGGAGUGAUUUCCUUUAAAACGGCCGUUUUCCAAUACACUCCAGACGCUUUCCCCCUGACCAAUGGAGAAACAUUUGUGACCCCAUUCUGGGGAGAUGUGGACAACGAGCUGCAUGGCGACGUAUAUUACCGGGAGAGCACAGACGACAAUCUGUUAAAAAUGAUAACCAAAGAUAUGGAAAAGCAUCUACCUGAGCAGCAUUUCAUUCCAACCUGGGCCUUUAUAGCCACCUGGGACAAAGUGGCCUACUACGGGUCAGCAUCUGAAAAGGUGGGCUCAGCUUGUUUCAAUGUAACCUUUCAAAGAUUCAAUUAAAAAAAUGUAAAAUUGAAUUGGGACAGAAUAACUAGAAUCUCAAAACAAAACCAACUAACAUGCACACACUUGAACACAAAAACACACACACUCACCACUACGGUACUAAAAGGGACUAGCUACACCACAUCUGCAAAAAUAGAGUUUCACUUUGGAUGUCUGCAUGACAUUAUGCUGCUAUGGACGGUUUCUUUUUUUUUAAUUCAAUUUUUUUAGAAAAAUAAAUACAGGAAUUAUAUAACGUGUCUACGUUGGUGUUACAUCACAGUGCGCCAAGCCGGUAAUGGUCCAGUUAGAUUGCAAUAUCGGUUGGUAACACCUCCAGGGACCAUAAAACAGUGGUAACUAAGUACAUAGCUUGGCUAGUCAAAACAAGUCUUCUAGAUGCUAUACAAUGUAGACACCUGUAGCAGGUUAUACAUUAAAUAACUGUAACCGUUCCGUGAUGCAGGAAGAUGGUGGCAUUCCAGAAAAUCGAUAGUGAAUGAGUUAUUUACUAAUCUGGAAUGUGAAGGGAUUUUAACAUUUUAUUCCAAAACAACUAAAUUAGCAAGAUUUCACAAUAAGCAUAAUUUUAGCAAAAUCACGUCUCUUGUAAAUUCUGACAUUUCUCAGCAGACCUGAAUAAAGUCUAUGUGGGUAAAACCUGAUCAAUGAAAGUAGGAAACCAAAUCAGGAGAGCUAUCAUCUGAGUACUGAGUUUAUACCUUAGUUAACAUGAGAAUUGGGUUUGUGGUUGGAAUAUGUUCAUUUUCUAUGGAUUUUGCCCAGCCGGACAUAAUCUAGUGUUUAGUGCAUAACCCCAAGAAGGCGAACAUCUUGGAAUCUCAUGCAUAUUUUUCUGACCCUGAUAAUUACUGAUUGGCUAGCUAAACCAUGUGACUUCUGUAGCCAAUCAAAAUUUGAGCUUCUAACAGAUAAGAUAUUUAUCUUUCAACAUUCACUGCACAGCGAGGAGAAAAUGUUUAUUUGGCUAGUCUAAUUAAAAAAAAAAGGGGGGCGGGUCCGGAUCGCCGAGCUGGACGGUCGCAAGCAAGACCAGCUCCUGCAACGUUAUCAACGUUAAAGCUUUUAAAACAUGACUUUUUAAGUAAAAGCAGACCAACUGCAAUGGUCCUCAGUGCAAAGGGAACACUGAAUCCAGGGAGAGGCUGGCUCCUCAAGUUUCAGUCCCCUAGAGGAGAAAUCUUCAAUGUCCCAGUUGGGGCCUUCUCCGGCGGUGAGUGGGGCAGAUGGCUGCUGCCCCGCUAUCCUGCCUAACAGAACCCAGCCAGAGGCCCAAACCGCGUGACCCUGGCCCUGUUCCCCCCCCCCUCUGGACCGGUGGGGGUGAUCCCGGUCCUCACCCUAUGGCCCCGACCGCGGAACUGCAAGCAAGGCGCAGCAACAACACCACCUUGAUCUGCGGCCCAAGCGCUGCAUCUUAUUCUGGAGAAAAAACGACCUUAAUUUAGUUUAAUAAAAUGUUAAGUGAUGGGCAGAUCCUUAUAAUAUAACUAUGAUAUUAUUUGCUUAUGAAUGAUCUGAAAUCAUCUAUUCACAGCUUGAAAACACUCAGGAAGCAGAACAGCGUGUACAUUAUUCUACAAAAACAGCUUAAUUUAUUUAGUAAGCACAUUAAAAUAAAUUCCCCCUCUUGCUAAAUAAUGAAAUGAUUAGUAUUACUAAAAGAAUAUCAUUAAUCUCGAUUAUGGAGAAAGUGACAUAUUUAGGUGUUUAUAUUUAAAUGAAAUUGUUUAUUGUUAGAAGGCUAUUUCUAAGCAUUAUUUACAGCAAGAAGGGGUUUGCUUUUAUGGGGGCUGGUGAGCUUACACUUCAUUUCCCACUGUCCUCUGCUAUUUAAAUGUCAGUAUUCUUCUUUGCUUCUAUUUUAUAUAUUGGAUUGAUAUAUUAGCCAUUGCUGCUGCCCAGGGCUUAAUUCUGUGUCUUUAUAUUUACACCAACGCCCAGUUUAACACAUUCCAAGCUGCUCUCACAACCGAUGGCUUCAGAUACUUUGUCAUCAUGAACUAUGACGACAUCCAGUGGACGACCGGAACAGCUAGUGAUGGGGACCCUGAAACAGGAUUGGGGGGAACGCCAGCUCAGGUACUGUAUUACCGAGAAUGUUCUACUUGUUAAUAGUUGUGACUUCUCUAAAUAACAAGAACAGAAACUAUAAAAGUGUAACAUACAAGAUCCAGCGCAUAAAACCCCCACCCACUGUUAGUUCGUUUGAGCAAGGGCCUCUUCAACAUAUCGUUCCUGUAAGUUUUCUUGUAAUUGUCCUAUUUAUAGUUAAAUCCCCCCUCUCAUAAUAUUGUAAAGCGCUACGGAAUCUGUUGGCGCUAUAUAAAUGGCAAUAAUAAUAAUAAAAACGGGAAUUUCAAAGUUUACAGAUUAUAAUGGGUUUUUUUUGUUUGUUUUUUAAAACAGCUAACCUAGGCAAAACUAAUGGUGGUUUGGUUAGAGUAUGUGGUCAUUAACCUGCCACAACGUCAAUGUACCCCACAGGGCCAGAUUAAGAGCCCAGUGGGCCUGGUGCUGACAAUUAUGAGGGGCCUAAUUACAGAAUCAUAUCGACCAAAAACAGUAAAACACUCCCAAGCAUCAUGUAUCUGAUGGAGAUGGAGAUGGUGCUGGAGAGAAAGAAAACAGCAGCUAUAAGAAAACACAUACCCUAGGCUAAUCUCUCUCUAAUUUAUGUUUUCAUCUUUCAAGUAAUCCAUAACCCCUAACAGCUGUGUCCAGUCAAGCAGGAAGUCAAUGGGCAUGGUAAAAGGGUGUGCCACUGACACAAAUCACGUAACCUGCCAAAAGGGGCAAACAUGCCCAAAAAGAGGACAUGUCUGCUCAAAGAAUUAGAAGGCCACCCUGGCAUGAAUGCAUGUCAGACUGCCUGCCAAUCAUGCAGCUAGCCAACUAAGGGCAUACUAUGCAGACAGCACCCUGAGCUUGGCAUAAAUGCAUCUAAUGAUGCGCUCACUCAACGCUUUCUAAGGACCGUCCCCUAGCACUCGCUCGUCCACUUGUCUCCUUACCUUCUUACUAGCAGGCAGAAGCUCCUGGUAUAUGGUCUGGGACAGAGAAAAGCUGUAUGUAGCGAGUGUAGAAGAAAGGGAACAUGCCACAGUGUUAGAGAGACCAAAGUCAGCAUUACCUUAAAGGAUCACUAUAGGGUCAGGAACACAAACAUGAAUUCAUGACCAUAUAGUGUUAACACCACCAUCUAGCCCCCUGGGCCCCACAUGUCUCCAUAAAUAUAGCAAAAUCCUACUAUAUUCAAGCCUGAAGCUGUAACUCUGCAUGCUGUUAGGCUCAUAAAAACAAGCAGUCUGCUGACAUCAUUAGAAGUGGUGGCCUGAUCCAAUCACAGUGCUUUCCCAUAGGAUUGGCUGAGACUGACAAAGAGGCAGAUCAGGAUCAGAGCCAGCAUGAUUCAAACACAGCCCUGGCCAAUCAGCAUCUCCUUAUAUAGAUUAAUGUAAUUAAUGAAUCUCUAUGAGGAAAGUUCAGUGUCUGCAUGCAGAGGGAGGAGAUACUGAAUGUUUGGAUUCAUUUUAGGCAGCCAUGACCCAGGGAGGAUCUCUAACAGUCAUCUAAGGAGUGGCCAGUGAAGUUAUCACUAGGCUGUAAUGUAAACACUGCAUUUUCUCUGAAAAGACAGUGUUUACAGCAAAAAGCCUGAAGGUAAUGAUUCUACUCACCAGAACAAAUUCAAUAAGCUGUAGUUGUUCUGGUGACUCUAGUGUCCCUUUAACUAUAUUCAUUGUCAGCCAGUCCACACAAGUUUUGUUCCCAUACAUCCCUCUUAAGUUUCCAUACUUAAGUAAGAGUAUGUGAAAAGUAGUUAGGGUUGCCACCUUUCUUGGAAAAACAUACCGGCCUUGCUAAUUUGCAUAAUUAAAUAUGUAUGGGUGACAUCACAUGAUGUAAAUCACAAGGAGUGACAUAAGAGAAAAUGCUGUAAAAUCACCAAAAAACUACUUAGUUUAAAUCUGCUGUAUAGAUGGAUUCCUCCCAGUGCCCCCAUGUCUCCCAGUGCCCUCAUGACUCAGUGCCCCCAUGUGUCGAUUACUCCAGGUCUCAGUGUUCCUUUGUAUCAGUGUCUCAGUGCCCCAUGUCUCCCAGUGUCCCCUAAUUGUGUCCCCAGGUCUCCCAGUGAUCCUAUGUAUCAGUGUCUCAAUGCCCCAUGUCUCCCUGUGUCCCCAUGUAUCCCAGGGUCCCCAUGUCACUAGGACACUAGGAAGACGGGGAGACCUGGGGACACGGGGAGACCUAGGGACAAGGAGACACCAGUGACACUGGGAGACUAAGGGGACACAUGGGGACAAUGGGAAAAUAGGGGACACUUGAAGACAUGAGGACACAGACACCAGGGACAAAGAUACUAGAGACACUGACUGGGGGACAUGGGGAUAUUGAGACAUGGGGGCACUGGGAGACAUGGGGACACUGAGACACCAGGGCCACAGACACUAGGAACACUAGCUUGGGGACAUUGUGACACUUGAGGCACUGAGAGACAUUGAGGCAAUAGGAGACAUGGGGAUAGUGAGACACUGGCAGACUGUGGGCACUGGCAGACUGUGGGCACUGGGAGACUAGGGGUCACUGGGAGACUAGGGGGCACUGAGACACCAGGGACACUGGCUGGGGGACAUGGGGUCCCCAUGUGUCUGUGCCAUAAUGUCUCCCAAUGUCCCUUAGUGUCUCAGUGUCUGCCAUAAUAUCUCCCAAUGUCCCUUAGUGUCUCAGUGUCUGCCAUAAUGUAUCUCCCAAUGUCCCUUAGUGUCUCAGUGUCUGCCAUAAUGUCUCCCAAUGUCCCUUAGUGUCUCAGUGUCCCCAUGUCUCCCAGUGUCCCUUAGUGUCUCAGUGUCUGCCAUAAUGUCUCCCAUGUCCCUUAGAGUCUCAGUGUCCCCAUGUCUCCCAGUGUCUGCCAUAAUGUCUCCCAGUGCCCCUUAGUGUCUCAGUGUAUGUCUCCUUGCAGCCUUUUCCCCCAUCCCUUACUUCCCUGAGCUGUAGGCUGUUUCUGCAGGGUGGGAGUUGCUGUCUGGACUCUCUGUAGCUGCACCCCUGCAGAUCAGUGAGUAUAGAUAGGCAGGGAGGGAUAUGCUGGAACUUCCUAUCCCUGCCUGUCUCCACAUACAGUGACCCCUACUGGCCAGUGCUGGUAUUGCAGAGUAAUCUCCAUUUAUACUGAGAAAAAUACCAGCAUUUAUAUUGCCAGUAUCACUGCAAUAUUGGCACCAGCCAGGCAGCCUCAAAUACUGGCUGUGCCAAUAAAAUAAAAGCCAUGUGGAAUCCCUAAAAGUAGUGUGUGAAAAAAAAAAAAAAAAAAAAAAAAAUUUUUUUUUUUUUUUUUUAAAUCAAUGGGCCUAUUCCAUGGGCCUGGGCCUGGAGCUGCAGCUCCAUCAGCCCCUAUGUUAAUCCGGCCCUGGUACCCCACCAUAGCAACCUACUGUCUGGUCUUAUGAGAAAAGCAUACUCUAAACGUGUUUGCCUCGCUUCUAACAGGCUGGAUUCAAUAGUGGUGAUGUAUCACACUACUUCAAUAUCCCUGGGUCCAGAACGGCAGAGGUCUUGAAGAUCAAGUCAACCUCUAAUGUCAACUAUCCUGGUCGAUGGAUCUUUAGAGUCGAUAAUUUUGAAGUUCCUGGUGGAUGUGUGUAUAAAGGUGAGUAAACUGUAUAAUUAAAUUAUUUGGCAAUCCACCAACGUUUUUUAAAUAUAAUUUUGGAUUUUUCUCACAGUUUAAAUUAUUGUAAAUUAUUUCAGAUCCCGGUAGAUGUUUGAAUUUAUUAAUUUGCAUAUUUUUUUGUUGUUUAAAUGUUUUUAAAUCUGUUUUUCCUGUUAUCAUUAUACCGAUAAAAUCCAUUGAAACCAUUUAUGCUGUAAAUAUUAUUUAACCCCUCAGUGACCAGACCGCUUUUCAAUUCUCUUACUGUUUGGGACCAGGGCUGUUUUUACAUUUCUGUGGUGGUUGUGUUUAGCUGUAAUUUUCCUCUUACUCAUUUACUGCACCCACACAUAUUAUAUACCGUUUUUCUAGACAUUAAAUGGUCUUUCUAAAGAUACCAUUAUCAUCAUCAUAUCAUAUAAUUUACUAUGAACAAAAUUAUAAAAUAUGAUUAAAAAAAAUGUAAAAAAAACACACUUUUUCAAACUUUGAUCCCCAAAAUCUGUUACGCAUCUACUACCGCCAAAAAAACACCCGUGCUAAAUAGUUUCUAAAUUUUGUUUGGAGUCUAGAAAUACCCAAUGUUAACAUGUUCUUAGCUUUUUUUUUUUUUUGCAAGUUAUAGGGCAAAAAGUACAAGUAGCACUUUGCUAUUUCCAAACCAUUUUUUUGUUUUCAAAAUUUACUCAAGUUACAUUGUAACACUGAUAUCUGUCAGGAAUCCCUGAAUAACCCUUCACAUGUAUGUAUUUUUUAAAAGAAGACAACCUAAGAUGUUAAACUUGUGAUAUUUUGACUCUUUUCAUGCAACUAUUUUAUCAACAAUCUGCCAAAUUAAAAAAAAAUUAUAAUAAUUGGUGAUUUUUUUUGACACACUUAGUAGUUUAAGAAUGUACAUGUACUGAGAACUUUAAGGGUUACUGCCAAAGAACACCCCAAUAUGUGUUCAGCAACAUCUCCUGAGUACAGUGAUACCCCCCAUGUAUAGGUGUGUCGGGUUCUCUGGGGGCUAAAAUACCUUAUUUGGAGGGUGCGCAUUAAGUUUUCCAACUUGGAAUUUUCACAGCUGGUCAUCAUGCACCCAUGUCCUAUUUGGGACAUUUGUGAAGCCGCCAAUGUAACUUACCCCCAUUAAACCCUUUUUUUUAGUAGAUAACCCACUGUAUUCAAAAUGGGGUAUAUCCAGUCUUUUUAGUAGCCACUUAGUCACAAACCCUGGCCAAAAUUAGCCUUUAUAUUUGGUUUUUUUUGCAUCUUUUACACAUAAACUGCCAUUUCACUGAUGAUAUUAUCAGUAUAAUACAUGUUACUGCUCUAAAACACUCAUAUUUGUGUUGAGUAAUAUCUCACGAGUACAACGGUAACCCUCAAGUACAGGUUUUAUAGUGAUUUAGAAAGUUACAGGGUCAAACUUAAGAUUUGCCUAUUUCUGUUUUUGUAAAUUGCUAUUGUUGCCUAGAAAUGAAAAUUAACCCCACCGUGACAUACCAUUUGAAAAAGUAGACAACCCAGGGUAUUCAAAAUGGGGAAUGUCCAGUCUUUUGUAGUAGCCACUUACAGUGGCGUCUCUAGGAUUCAUUUUUAGGGGGGCACAUGGUGGGCCAGGGACCAAAGUAGGGGGGCACAUUUAACCCCGACUGCUGAGUCCACAGACACACAGACUGCUGAGUCCACACACACACACACACACACACAGACUGCUGAGUCCAUACAAACACACACACGGACUGCUGAGUCCAUACAUACAGACUGCUGAGUCCACAGACACACAGACUGCUGAGUCCAUUCACACACACACAUACAUACACACACACAGAGACUGCUGAAUCCACACACACACACACACACACACACACAGACUGCUGAAUCCAUACACACACACACACACACACACACACACACACAGACUGCUGAGUCCACACACACACACACACACAGACUGCUGAGUCCACACACACACACACACACACACAGACUGCUGAGUCCAUACACACACACACACAUACAUACACACACACACAGAGACUGCUGAGUCCAUACACACACACAUACAUACACACACACACACAGACUGCUGAGUCCACACACACACACACACACAGACUGCUGAGUCCAUACAAACACAGACACACGGACUGCUGAGUCCAUACACACAUACACACAGACUGCUGAGUCCAUACACACAGACAGACUGCUGAGUCCACAGACACACAGACUGCUGAGUCCAUACACACACACACAUACAUACAUAAACACACAUACACUGCUGAGUCCAUACACACACACACAGACUGCUGAGUCCAUACACACACACACAUACAUACACACACACACACAGACUGCUGAGUCCAUACACACACACACACACACACACACAGACUGCUGAGUCCAUACACACACACACACAGCCUACUUGUCACUGGAGGCUGUUGCUGGGGGUCAGACAGCCAUCUUCUUGUUUUUCCAACAACAGCAUGGUCUGCUGCUUAACAAUGGGCGGGGCUUAUGUGCGGGAGGCAGGGCUUCGUUUGGGGGCAGGGCCUGUGCCGAGGAAGCUGCUGUCUCCACAGACAGCACCCAGCGCUCCAGCUGCUCUGUCCUGCAUUCCCUCCCUCGGGCUGUCACACACUCACACACUGUUACAGUCCGAAGGAAUAUAAUGUAAGAACAUGGCCAGCAAGUUGCCGGCAUUUGGGGGGGGGCACAUGAUGUAGGGGGAGCCAUGGCCCCCUCUGCCCCCCCCUAGCGACGCCACUGGCCACUUAGUCGCAAACACUGGCCAAAUUUAGCGUUCAUAUUAGUUUUUUGCAUUUUUCACACACAAACAAAUAUAAAUGCUAACUUUGGCCAGUGUUUGUUACUAAGUGGCUAAGAUUUUACUAUAUUUAGGGUUAGGGAGGCAAGAGGGGUGGCAGAGUGGAUAGAUGUUGGUUUUAACACUAUAGGGUCAGGAAUACAUGUUUGCGUUCCUGACCGUGUAGUGCUCUUUUAAUAAACACAAUUUAAGAUUUAAACACUCUCUGUUCGAUGAAAACCACAAAGGCGGGCUAGCAUGUGUUUAUCACAGUAACAGAGUUCUAGAAAUAUCACUUACUGAAAUAUUAAUUAAAUAUUGUUUAAUCUUAAGCGAUUUUGACUUUAAUUUAGAUUGUGCUAGAAGAUAAAAACACAAUAAUAAAAAGCUCUUAAUAGUUCCAUUCUGUCAUUAGUUUGGAUCUGUCAGUACCUCUGUCCUGUCAAUAGUUUGGAUCUAUUAGGACCUCUGUCCUGUCAUUAGUUUGGAUCUGUCAGUAUCUCUGUUCUUGUCAGUACCUCUGUCCUGUCAAUAAUUCGGAUCUGUCAGUACCUCUGUUCUUGUCAGUACCUGUGUCCUGUCAGUAAUUUGGAUCUGUCUGUACCUCUGUCAUGUCAGUAGUUCGGAUCGGUCAGUACCUCUGUCCUGUUAGCAGUUUGGAUCUGUCAGUACCUCUGUCCUGUCAGUUGUUCAGAUCUGUCAGUACCUCUGUCCUGUCUGUUGUUCAGAUCUGUCAGUAGCUUUGUCCUGUCAGUAUUUCGGAUCUGUUAGUACCUCUGUCCUGUCAGUAAUUUGGAUCUGUCUGUACCUCUGUCAUGUCAGUAGUUCGGAUCGGUCAGUACCUCUGUCCUGUUAGCAGUUUGGAUCUGUCAAUACCUCUGUCCUGUCAGGAGUUUGGAUCUGUCAAUACCUCUGUCCUGUCAGGAGUUUGGAUCUGUCAAUACCUCUGUCCUGUCAGUAUUUCGGAUCUGUCAGUACCUCUGUCCUGUCAGUUGUUCAGAUCUGUCAGUAGCUUUGUCCUGUCAGUAUUUCGGAUCUGUUAGUACCUCUGUCCUGUCAGUUGUGUUAAUCUGUCAGUACCUCUGUACUGUCAAUCCAUGAGUAACUACAAGCUCUACAAGUUGCAGUUUUGCUCCAUUCAUAGUAUUUCUGGGUAACACAAUAUAUUUCUUUCCCCUGACAGCAUACUUUGCUAAAGAAGGUGAAGAGUUUUGGAAGGACUCCGGCUGCAGAACCAAGUGUCGGUGUGAAAGUGACGGGGAUAUCCCUUGUGUGGACGAAGCUUGUCCCCCAACUGCCACUUGUGAACCCUCAGGAUCAUUUUACAAGUGCCAAGAAAAAGAGAAUUCUUGUAAUUAGAAUAUUUAAAAAAUGUAUUUCUAAACUACUAAAAAUUUCAAAGAGACAUAAAUCCUCCUCCCAGACCCACCACUUGUAACCAACCUUCACACACUCAACACCAAGUAAAGGCCCUUGUGAAAAGCCAUUAACCAUAUUCUUUAAUAAAUGAUGCAUCAGAGAUCAUAAGGGUUCUUCACUAUUGUGUGAAUUCACUCUCAAUAGACACUGUGGCAGACCACCUGGCACCCCGACUGGGUGCCUCCACCAAUCGAUGCUUCCUAGUGCUCACCGAGUACUCCAAGCACUCCACCAGACACCAUAACCACUGUAAACCCCGCAGCCAGUGUUACAGCUUGGCUGGGCUCUCGUUGUCCUCCAUCCACCCUCCAAGACGAGGAUCCAGUUUCCAGUGGGUGGACCUCUCCCAAUCCAGAGAGUAAAGCAGGAUAGCUCUUACAAGAGAUGGUGAUUAUAAUCCAAGGGAGUAUAGUGGUAUAGCAAUCCCCAGAGUGAAUAUAGCUGUUCCCUCCACACAGGCUCUAUGUUGAGGGUGAAGAGGAACUGGUUUAAUGGGAGCCACAUGCAGCCUUAUAUGCAACUCCUCAUGCAAGGGGUUUCUGGAUACAUAUUCCGGGGCAUUCCGCUCUGUACCUGAGAGGAGACUACAGUAAAACAUACAUAUAAUUACAUUGGCUCUCAGGUCCAGGACACUCCCACACAAAACAGGAUAAUCCCUCCCCUGUGCCUGAGAGAUAAAUGAGUCAGGAACUGUACUAAAUUCAAUUAUCUCCAGUCACAGAAAAUAUACAUUUUAACAUCCUAAAAGUACCCUCAAAACACAUGAAACCCCUCAUGCCAUGAUAGCCCCGAUGUGGGGAACCAACAUAUCCAGGAAUAACCCAGAUCGGUUCAGAGGUUCGGGACCGACCAUGCACAUGGUUCUAUGCCCCAAACAGUUCCAGGGAAUCAGGGUUAACGGUCGGCCUCUCUUUCUGGAGUACAAAAGUACAUAAAUCAAAUGAACGGAGCCUUUUAAAGUGCAUUGGGCAAGGUAUAUUGCAGGGCCCAUAGUCCUGAGGCAGGAGGCUGGCAAGCAGGCUCCUCCAGGAGCCUGGGGUGAGGUUCUGUUCGUCACAGACACGUCUGUAUGAAACUUCUACCAGGUAAUUUCUUCCUAUCCCUUUACGUUAUCUCCCACUUGUCUCUCCACCGUGGCCUCUAUCCCACAGCUUGGAGAAUAUUCCUGGUUGGCACUACCAAGACAUUACCUUGGAUUGAGAGCAAUGAAAAACCUAGAACAGUGAUAUCUAAACCCCCAGCCACCUGUUGUGAUGUAACAAGGUUACACAGGAGGAUGGGGUCUCGGAGGGAGCCAGAUGUCUCUUUGUAAUUGUGAAGUAGUUAUAUAGGGGGAUGGGGUCACGGAGGGAGCCAGAUGUCUCUUUGUAAUUGUGAAGUAGUUAUAUAGGCUAAUGGGGUUACAGAGGGAGACAGAUGUCUCUUUAUAAUUGUAGUUAUAUAGGGGAGUAGUAGUAGUUAUAUAGGGGAAUGGGGUCACAGAGGGAGCCAGAUGUCUCUUUGUAAUUGUGAAGUAGUUAUAUAGGGGGAUGGGGGUCACAGAGGGAGCCAGAUGUCUCUUUGUAAUGGUGGAGUAGUUAUAUAGGGGGAUGGGGUCACGGUGGGAGCCAGAUGUCUCUUUGUAAUUGUGGAGUAGUUAUAUAGGGGGAUGGGGUCACGGUGGGAGCCAGAUGUCUCUUUGUAAUUGUGGAGUAGUUAUAUAGGGGAUGGGGUCACAGAGGGAGCCAGAUGUCUCUUUGUAAUGGUGGAGUAGUUAUAUAGGGGGAUGGGGUCACAGAGGGAGCCAGAUGUCUCUUUGUAAUGGUGGAGUAGUUAUAUAGGGGAUGGGGUCACAGAGGGAGCCAGAUGUCUCUUUGUAAUGGUGGAGUAGUUAUAUAGGGGAAUGGGGUCUCGGAGAGAGCCAGAUGUCUCUUUGUAAUUGUGAAGUAGUUACAUAGGAGGAUGGGGUCUCGGAGGGAGCCAGAUGUCUCUUUGUAAUUGUGGAGUAGUUAUAUAGGGGAUGGGGUCACAGAGGGAGCCAGAUGUCUCUUUGUAAUUGUGGAGUAGUUAUAUAGGGGAAUGGGGUCUCGGAGAGAGACAGAUGUCUCUUUGUAAUUGUGAAGUAGUUAUAUAGGGGGAUGGGGUCACAGAGGGAGCCAGAUGUCUCUUUGUAAUGGUGGAGUAGUUAUAUAGGGGAUGGGGUCACAGAGGGAGCCAGAUGUCUCUUUGUAAUUGUGGAGUAGUUAUAUAGGGGAAUGGGGUCUCAGAGAGAGACAGAUGUCUCUUUGUAAUUGUGAAGUAGUUAUAUAGGGGGAUGGGGUCACGGUGGGAGCCAGAUGUCUCUUUGUAAUUGUGAAGUAGUUAUAUGGGGGAUGAGGUCACAGAGGGAGCCAGAUGUCUCUUUGUAAUUGUGAAGUAGUUAUAUAUCGGAUGGGGUCAUGGUGGGAGCUAGAUGUCUCUUUGUAAUUGUGAAGUAGUGGAGAUGAACUUCUUUAAAAAACUUCUUUCACUCUCUGAAAAUCUGUCGAGAUUUAGUACCCAUAGCACAAACUUCUUUAACUGCAAAUUUAUACGAAAUAAAUAAUUGCUGAC
Messenger RNA from Pelobates cultripes (western spadefoot toad), 14264 nucleotides. NCBI's taxonomy places the organism in Eukaryota, Metazoa, Chordata, Amphibia, Anura, Pelobatidae. The record is from the annotation of a GenBank genome assembly.